UUGUACCAAUAUAAAAUGAAAUAGUUUGUACGAUAGAUAAAAGGAAGAAGAACAGCGCUGGUAGAUGUUUGUGAGAUGAUGACUUAUGCAGCAGCAGCUGCAGCAGCAGCUCUGGUUGCUCCGUUCCCAUCUCCAUCUCCAUCUUCAACUUCUCUUCUUUCUUUGAAUUCUGCAGUUGAUGUUGUGGAAGUGCAGCACAAUCAAGAUUCUGUCUAUAAAUGGCGCCUCGUUUUGGCUUAUGAUGGAACCCGAUAUGCAGGCUGGCAAUAUCAAGAGUCUCCCCCUACUGUACAAUGCGCCGUAGAAAAAGCUUUAAUUCAAACAACAAAGCUUCCAAGGAAGGAUCUCCAGUUGGUUGGUGCAAGCAGGACUGAUGCAGGAGUCCAUGCUUGGGGUCAGGUUGCACAUUUUGUUACACCAUUUAAUUACGAAAACUUGGAUAGAGUUCACAUGGCUUUGAACGGUCUUCUUCCUUCUGAUAUCCGAGUUAGAGAGACAAGCCCUGCAUCUGCUGAAUUUCAUGCUCGUUUUUCUGUAAAAAGUAAGAUUUAUCAUUACAAGAUUUACAGUGAUACCAUCAUGGACCCGUUCCAGCGCCGUUUUGCUUACCAUAAUAUGUAUAAACUCAAUACCGCUGCUAUGAGAGAAGCUGCAAAAUAUUUUGUUGGGAAGCAUGAUUUCACUUCUUUCGAAAAUGCAUCUCACAAUGAUCGCGUACCAGAUCCAGUGAAGCAUAUUUUCCGAUUCGAUGUGAAAGAAAUGGGAGCUCUUUUGCAGCUAGAAGUUGAAGGCUCGGGUUUCUUGUAUAGACAAGUCCGAAACAUGGUGGCUUUGUUGCUUCAAAUCGGGAAGGAAGCGAUCCCUCCAGACAUUGUUCCAUAUAUUUUGGCAAGUCGAGAUCGCAAGGAGCUGGCAAAAUACAGCUUCUAUUUGCCACCACAUGGUCUUUGUCUUGUUUCUAUCAACUAUAAUGAAAGUCACCUGUUGCCUCCACCAGAUUGCCCUGCAAAAAGUUUUGGUAUGCAUCAUACCAUAAGAAAAUGCAAGGUUGUAUACUAUUGAUAAUAACUAGGUAGCAGAACAAAACAGUCUAAAAUUUAAAUAUUUAUGGACUGAUUUUUUUCACAUUCAUUUGAUGUGUGCGCUUCAAGCUGCAUAAUCAUAAAUUGUUGGAGCAGUGGGGGGCAUAAAAUAGGAAUUUAACUUUUAGGGCUGUUUCAGAGAUGUAAUUGAGUUGAAUUUCUGUAUUUGAUAAGUGAUAUUUGUUUAAUCCAAAAAAUUAGUUUAAUGGUGACUA
Messenger RNA from Trifolium pratense (red clover), 1297 nucleotides. RefSeq names its product tRNA pseudouridine synthase A 1. Lineage: Eukaryota; Viridiplantae; Streptophyta; Magnoliopsida; Fabales; Fabaceae. The transcript is spliced from 6 exons. The record is from RefSeq and is a predicted model, not a curated record. Gene Ontology annotation, molecular function: RNA binding; pseudouridine synthase activity. Gene Ontology annotation, biological process: tRNA pseudouridine synthesis. The coding region runs from base 76 to 1062 and encodes 328 amino acids.